Messenger RNA from Peronospora matthiolae, 786 nucleotides. NCBI's taxonomy places the organism in Eukaryota, Oomycota, Peronosporomycetes, Peronosporales, Peronosporaceae. The record is from the annotation of a GenBank genome assembly.
AUGACUGAUGUGUGUGAGGGCUUAUUGGCCAAGCUGAACGAGCUCAUGGACUUCCUGCACUUUGCCAAGCUGCCGAGCGCCAAGUUCCACGGCGUUGUAACUUUUAUGUUUCGAGCCUCUUCGGAAGCCGGCAGCUCUUUUGCUUGUAUACGGACUAUCGAUAUGCGUCACGGGUUAGAGGUGGACAAUACGACGCUGCAUCCUCAAGACCCUUUUGUUCCAGAGGUAGCGGUCGUCUACGUGAGUCUCGCCGAUUUCUUGUACAUGUACUCGGGAGAGGCGACAGCGACGGAGAUCGCGUCGAUGGUCAUGUCUGGUCGUGUGUCGGUGCCUUGGAGCUCGUACAGCAAGUUGAAGGCUUUUGCCGAGUGUUUCGACUUUUCCACGGACAAGUGGGAGGCCUAUUAUGCAGACUUGAAGACUCGCGAGCGUGAGACGAAGACGCUGCAGUGCACGCAGUUAUGCUGUAGACAGAGCACAAAAGAGGACAUCGAGGCGAAUUGGCUGCUGGUGUCGGAUGCAACAACGACGACGUCCGGAGGUGGGGACUGGGAGGUUGUCUCGGGUCUGCAGUGCUUGCAUGUGCCACAGAAGGAAAAGCUCAAGGAGCUAAAGCAAGGGCACGUAUUGACGUCGUUGGAGGAAUGGCUAUCCAAGUUGUGGCCCAGCAACGGCUCUCGGGUUGACGAAGCGCGUCCGGCUCAGUCCCUCUCGACUCACGUCAGGCAUUCGUUCAGCGAUCUGAAAUCAAUGGCUGGGAAGCUCUUCGUGUCGCUAGAAGCUUAG